Seminavis robusta is the source of this 8424-nucleotide messenger RNA. The record is from the annotation of a GenBank genome assembly. Lineage: Eukaryota; Bacillariophyta; Bacillariophyceae; Naviculales; Naviculaceae.
GCAAAGUUGGUCGGACGCGGAGCGCUCUCUUGAACCCUUCAUCAUUCAUUUCGCGGCAAUUUUUUAAAAAGAAGUCCCAAUAGACAAUAGAUAAUAGAUCGAACGCAAAGACGCAGAAGAUAACAGUCCAAUAUUACCUAUUACUACCCCCGAGCUAGCUAGCUACCUACCUAUCCUUACCUCCAGUGUUAUCACCAUGGGCCGCCAAGCGUUGGUGUCCCUUGCCUGCCUCUGUGCAGUGCUAUUGCAGGUAUCUGGUCAAGCCCCUCAAGUAGACAACACGCUGCACGACGAUACAUCAUUGUUGACACCUUCGGAGAUCCUCCUCAAGGUGUAUGAUGAAACAAGAGGCAUGCGUUGGGAUAAACACGAUAAUUGGCUACAGAACACGGAUGUUUGCACAUGGUAUGGAAUUACCUGCUACACCGCCACCACAACCAGCGAUCAACGACGCGUCGGUCACAUCCAGAAAUUGGAUCUCUCUUCCAACCGCUUGUUGGGCACACUGCCCACUGUCGUCUUCCAGCUUCCCUACAUUGAGACUAUUGAUGUUCGUGACAACGCUGAUCUUGACGUGACCUUUCUUGGCAUUGCAGAUGCUCAGUAUUUGAAACAAAUUGCCUUUAGCAGCACCAACGUGAAGUCCUUGGAGGGUAUCCAAGCAGCCACUCAGCUGGAACAACUGCACAUUACCAGUCUGGGAUUGACCGGAAGUCUUCCUACUCAAAUCUUCCAGUUGUCCUCUUUGACUGGAUUAUUCGCAAACUACAACAAAUUCUCCGGCUCCAUUGCUUCGGAAAUUGGGACCCUGACUUCUUUGGAAGAGAUUUAUCUGUUUGGCAGCGACCUUUCGGGACAAAUCCCCUCGGAAUUCGGAUUAUUGACCAACCUGCAAGUUGCCACAAUGGCAGAGAACAGCUUCUCGGGAACGUUGCCCACGGAGCUCAACUCCUUAACCUCCCUUCGGACACUGGCCAUUAAUCGAGCAUUGGGAUUGGAGAAAGGAUCGGGAAUAUCCGGCGGCCUGCUUUCCUUUUCCAACCUAAAAGAUAUCACCGAUUUGCGGCUUCAGAAUCAGCGAUUGUCCGGAGAGAUCCCAAGCGACUUUCUCAGUAGCGCACCCAAGCAAGAGGUUGUCAAGGCGGAGCUAAGUGGAAAUGCUAUUACAGGACCUGUUCCCACCAGUCUAAAGAACCUGAAACGGCUCAAUCUGUUCUUGGCAGACAAUCAAAUAUCCGGCGUCCCCGAUGCACUGUGCAGCAGUACCAAUCAUGAAGAGAUUGAGAGCUGGAUGGGAGGCAACGUAGGAUCGUUGGGAUGUGAUGGCUUUCUUUGUCCCCCAGGCUUUACUGCCCCCAACGGAAGAGCCACGGCCGACACUCCGUGCACUGCUUGUGAUGAUGUUUCGACGUGGGGAUCCACUCGCUGUGCUUCCACCCCGACUACAACCUCGUUGGGAUACUCCGAGAGGGAAGUUCUUAUCAAUCUAUACAACAAGAUGGGAGGACGCUACUGGAAGAAUGAUGAUGGAUGGCUGAACCCAGCUGUGGCUAUUUGUGACUGGUUUGGUGUAGAGUGCGUUGACGGAAAAGUGACUGGCUUGGUAAUGAAGAACAACGAUAUGAGCAAUUCCCCACCAGAGGAACUCUUUUCACUUCCAGAACUUGCGCACAUCAACUUUGAGUCGAACGCAAUCGACUUUUUAUUCAAGGGAAUCGGAAGAGCAAAGAAGCUAGAGAGUCUUUUGCUGACAAGUAGCGAUCUGUCUUCACUGGAUGAUAUCGGCGAGCUCAGUCAGACCGCCAUUCGAAAGCUGUACUUGUCAUCCAGUUUUCUGCAUGGAACGCUUCCUUCAUCACUCUUCACAAUUGCAACUCUUGAAGAACUUGAUAUUUCUCACAACCGGCUAGUUGGGUCCAUUCCUGAUUCGAUCGGUAACUUGACCAACCUGGUGUUCCUCUCAUUGGCAAAGAACGGCCUAAGUGGACAGAUCCCGACAACGAUUGGAGGUUGUGGAAAGCUAAAAAAUCUUGUGGGAUCCGACAACGACUUCUCUGGCUCUCUCCCCGAAUCCCUUGGUCUUUUGACUCGUUUGGAGAGCAUCUCAUUGCACCAAACAAACUCUGCCAAUGGAAUUGGAGGUACGCUUCCUGCCUUUCGUAACCUUGGACAGCUGACAUCCCUGCAGCUCGACUCCAAUAAUUUGGAAGGCAACCUACCGGAGGACUUCCUUCGCAACACCGAAAGAGGCGACUCUGAUGAAAUUGAAGUGAGACUAAACGACAACAAAAUCGGAGGAACCGUUCCAGACGCUUGGGCAAGUCGCUUUGCAACCCUCUUCAUCGAUCUUUCCGGCAACCGGAUUUCUGGCAUUGACAGCAGCCUUUGCUCCAGCAACGAAUGGAAUAGAGGAAUGGUUGAAUCAUACUCAUGUGACGGCAUCCUGUGUCCACCCGGCAAGUUCAAUGAAUUUGGAAGGCAAACAGGAAUCCAGGCAGUGUGUCGCUCGUGCUCGCACCCAGGGUCCGUGCAGUACUAUGGAGCCAAGUCGUGCGAUGACAGCGAAAACAUUGCAGUGCAAGAAUCCUCCGAGUUCGGAUACUUGAAGAAGUUUUACGAUUCUACAAACGGCAACAACUGGAAGAAUCGUGGCGGCUGGAUGGUGUCCAGCAAUCCCUGCGACAAUUGGUAUGGCAUUCAGUGUGACAACGAUGGGAAAGUCGUGUCCAUCCAACUCGAAUCCAACGGAUUGACGGGAACGCCUUCUCUCGACAUCUUCAAAUUGCCAAUGCUUGAGUCUUUGAGCCUCAAGGACAAUCAGGUGGCAUUUAGCUUCGAGCACAUCUCUCAAGCAACGAGCCUUACAGUGCUGCAACUCUCUGGAACGAACCUGGAUUCCGUUGCUGGAAUUUCAAAGGCAUCGUCUCUGACGGAGUUGCACCUUACGGACAAUAGUCUCGGCGGAACUUUGUCCACAGAGAUCCUGCAGCUCACAAACUUGCGAAAGCUGUACAUGAAUUUCAAUCAGCUAACUGGUGCAAUUCCUCCAGGAAUCUCGGCUCUCGCAAAUCUUGAAGAGCUCUUUCUUUUCUCCAAUCGUCUCAAUGGCCAGUUACCGGCUUCGAUAGGGCUGCUUACUCAUCUCAAGCGUCUAUCUUUGGCAGAAAACUCGUUCUCCGGGACACUUCCACCCGAGCUCAACGAUCUGUCGAAUCUCGAGGUGCUUUCGAUUCAACGAGAAGGUGGCACAGAAGAUGCCAACGUGGGCAUCAAUCAAGGAACCCACAACGAUGGAGGCCCCGGCAUUUUUGGACCUUUGCCCCCAUUGGACAACCUGAAACAACUCCGAAAGCUCUACCUCGGCUCCAACAGUUUUUCGGGCUCCAUUCCGUAUAAUUUUCUGGACGGCAUCGAAAACAAGGAACUCUCCAUUGAGAUUGAUUUGAUUGGAAAUCAGCUCACCGGUGCUGUCCCGCCAUCGCUCGCCCAGUUCGGUAGCUUGUCCUUGUACCUAGCCGGCAAUAAGAUUAGCACCAUUGCGGAUGGGUUGUGCAAGAAACAGUCGUGGAUGCAAGGAACUGUCGCCAACUUCCAAUGCGAUGCUAUUUUGUGCCCUCCCGGAACCUACAGUUCUCGUGGACGCCAGCAAGAUAGCAGUUCUCCAUGUUCCAACUGUCCGUCUGGCACUCAAGCCGAAUUCUAUGGUAGCUUCACAUGCUUAGGAGAAAGAGAUCAGUUUUCUAUCUCCGAACGCACCAUUCUCGAAGAUUUCUUCAAGGAAACGACUGGGGAUAACUGGAAGGAAAGUGCAGGGUGGUUGAAUUCAGACCAGAGCAUUUGCAACUGGGAUGGUAUCACAUGCGUGGAUGGCCAGGAAAGCGUUUUGUCCAUACUACUGGCUGGAAACGGUUUAGUAGGAUCCGUGCCCCAAGAAGUAUUCCUCCUACCCAAUCUGGAAAAGAUCGAUCUGUCGCAGAAUUCCGUCAACGUAAGCUUCCACGGUGUCGACCAAGCCAGAAAGCUUGAGUACUUGCAGCUUGACGGAAGCAACAUUCAAUCGCUUGCUGGACUUGAAGCGGCAACCAACCUCAAAUUGUUGCAUCUCGCGAACAACAAGUUCCCGGGUGUGGAUUUUGCCUUUGUGGUUACUUCAUUGACGUCAUUGGAGUCUCUGGAUGCUUCAGGGAAUGAUGUGAGAGUGCUCCCAUCCUUGGGAGGCCAUACGAGCCUCAGCUACUUGGCAUGUGCGAAUUGUGGCUUGACCGGGACAGUCCCAGCCUGGCUCACGACACUCACAAACCUUCGGUAUAUUCAUUUCGAAGGCAACUUGUUUUCUGGAGGGCUUCCUGUUGAUAUGUCAAGCCUUUCGAACCUGAAGCUCCUCGACUUUGCUGACCAAGUGUCUGCCGGAGGACCGGGGCUUCGGGGAAGCCUCCCUGACUUUGCAGGCAUGACCAAUCUCCAAGAUCUGCACCUCCAAUUCAACAACUUCACCGGCUCCAUUCCAACAACGUUCCUGCAAGAUGUGAAUGUCGAAGGAACUGUCACAGUUGACCUCGUUGGCAACUUUAUCACUGGAGAAAUUCCUCAAAGUCUCAGCCAUAUCCAGGAUAUGAACCUGUAUCUUGCGGCGAACGAAAUUGAUAGUAUCCCCCAAGAGAUUUGUUCAACCUCGUGGAAUGAAAAAGACGGAUCUGCUUCGGGCUGUGACCACAUUCUUUGCGCAAAAGGCACCUUUAACGCGAUUGGCCGCGCAACUCCAAAGAUCCCCUGCGAAGCUUGUUCCGAAGAUGGCUAUGCUGUGCACUUUGGAAGUACACAAUGUGGCCGUUCAUUUGAAAAGAACAUUGUUCAAAAAUUGUUUGGAUUGGGAGGUCAUGCAUGGACUCAAUCCGAAGGCUGGCAGGACCAUGCCGACCACUGCUCCUGGUACGGAGUUCAGUGCUACAAUGGAGGUUUCCGUGAUGGCUACGUCGAAAAGAUCGUUCUCGGCGAGAACAACUUGGUUGGCACCCUUUCUGAGGACGUCUGGAACCUGGUGCACCUGAAGGAAUUAGAUCUCCGGAAAAACGCAGUGGUAGUCACAUUUGACGGCAUCGGGAACGCAAAUAGCCUCGAGUCGUUGCAACUGUCUGAGACCAAGGUUUCCACAAUGGCUGGAAUCAGUGCUGCUCCCAAUUUGCAGUAUCUUCACGUCACCAACUGCGAAGUAUCUGGAAACAUUCCUGACGAGUUGUUCGAAAUGACACAACUCAAGGCCCUUUACUUGAACUACAAUGAUUUCGCCGCGACGGUGCCAGCAGCAAUCGGGCAGUUGUCGCAGCUGCAGGAACUAUACUUGUUCCACAAUUCUCUAACCGGAACACUCCCCAGCGAGCUAGGUUUGCUCGAAAGUGUUGAAAUCCUUAGCUUGGGCGAAAACCAUUUCACGGGUACACUACCACAAGAGCUAAACUCGCUGCAGGAGCUACGUGUUCUUGCUUUGCAACGCGAGGAGCGACAGCAAGACCUGUCUACUCAAUCGUUCUUUGUGGUCGUAGAAGACAUUGGACUCACAGGGAACCUAAUCUCGUUCAACAACACCCCCAAGCUACGCGAGUUGUACUUGAGUGAGAACCAUCUCCAAGGAGACAUACCGAAUGACUUCCUUUUGGCUGUUGGUGAUACCAGCGCUACGCUUCGAGUGGAUCUUUCAUCGAACAUCUUUCACGGGACAAUUCCAAUUUCUCUCGCACGAUUUGACGACUUGAGGCUGGAUAUUACGGGAAAUAAUCUGAGAGAUAUCCCCAACGAGAUUUGCGCUCAGACGUCUUGGUUUGACGGCGAACUUGCAUCGGGUUGUGAUGCUUUUUUGUGUCCGCCGGGAACCUUCAACGAGUACGGACGUCGCAUUGGUGCAACCCAAUGUGAAACUUGCAACUUCCGUGGCUCGGCUGGUUUCUACGGUAGUCGCUUCUGCGGUGCACUGUAUCCUCAAGGAAUGACGGAAGCUUACAUGCUGCAACAGGUUUACACAGCUGUUGGGGGCCUUGGCUGGGACAAUUCGGACAAUUGGCUGAGUGAGGAUGUCUCAGUCUGCGGAUGGUACGGUGUCACAUGUGACAACAUCGACGGCCAAGAUGUGGUGACCGGACUGUCGCUCGCCAACAACAACUUGGCAGGGCUGGUUCCUUCUAUUGUUUUCUAUCUUCCGCACCUCAAGAAGCUGGACCUUGGCCGCAACCCUAUCUGGGUCAAAUUUGAUGACAUUCAGUAUUCUGUGCUAGAAGAUCUCUCUCUUGACGAGACAAACUUGGCUUCGCUGGAGGGAAUUUCCAAGGCAUCCAACCUCAGGACGCUCCGUUUGCAGAAGAACCAACUCUCGGGCACCAUCCCAGACGAGCUAUACACUCUGGUCAACCUUACGGUUCUAGAGCUCUCGAACUGUGGGAUAAAUUCACAGCUUUCCGAAGACAUUGGAAAUCUUCAGAACCUGGUGACACUUCUCUUGGACCGUAAUUACCUAUUUGGGCAGCUCCCACGAAGCCUCGGUAGUUUGACCCGCCUACAUGAUCUCUUUUUGUCUGACAACAAUUUUUGGGGAACUCUGCCAACAGAAAUGAACAACAUGGUUUCUCUGGAGUCGAUCUUCUUGGAUUCAUACAACAGAGAUGGUGCGGGAGUGAGCGGAACGAUCCUGUCCUUCUCAAAGAUGCCCAAACUGCGGUCACUUCAUUUGGGCGGCAACUCCUUCACUGGGUUCAUCCCGCACGACUUGUUUGGAGGUGUGGACAAAUUCUCCGAUAUCGUAGAGAUUGACUUGGCAUCCAACCAUCUCACAGGAAGCAUUCCAGCAGGCCUCUUCUCCUUCGAAAAACUCAAUCUGGACCUCACUGACAAUUACAUUGCAUCAUUGGAUAGCAGCUUUUGCUCAAAGUCUUCUUGGCAGCAAGGAAUGGUUGGUCAGUUUGGGUGCGACGCCAUCCUGUGUCCCGCUGGAACUUACAAUUCGAAUGGACGGCAGUCUUCUGCGGACACUCCAUGCAUCCAAUGUUCAGGUGACUCGGUGCCUCCGUACGUGGGGCGGACGUCUUGUCUGAGCGAUGAAAAGGCAAAAGAGCGACAAAUUCUGGUGAUGUUGUACAAUGCCACUAACGGUCACAACUGGAAGAACAACUAUGCGUGGCUGGACCCCAACAAGGACUACUGUGAUUGGUAUGGUAUCACCUGUGUCGACUCUACUGUCAACUCGAUCUUGCUGGGCAGCAAUAACUUGUCUGGACGAAUCCCCGAAGACAUUUUCCAGCUAUGGAAUCUUCGAGUUCUUUGGUUGUACUCGAAUCCCAUUGACUUUCGCUUUGAUGGCAUCCGAAAAGCAUCCCGACUAGUUGACCUUCGCCUUGAUUCCACUGGACUCAAGUCCCUGGACGGCCUUGAGAAUGCUUUGGCAUUGCACGAAGUCGAUUUUCGUUUCAAUCGGCUGGAAGGGGAGCUGCCCGACUUGGCGGGGCUCAGCGACCUCAAGACGUUUUCAUGUUCGGCAAACAGGCUGAGUGGACCACUUCCCUCCUUCGCCACGAACACCGAGUUGGUAUCGUUGCGAGCAGCCGGCAAUGCCUUUUCCGGGUCGCUCCCAGCCUUUGACCGGCAUCCUUCGCUAUCUGCACUGGAUGUCUCUGCCAACGAUUUUUCUGGUUCUAUCCCCCAUAAGCUUCUUGAUCUUGCCGACACCACGGCGAGUAUCUUCUUGGACCUGUCAUCGAACGAUUUCACAGGUUCUGUUCCAAAGGAGUUGGAACGUUUCUCGGACCUUACACUCUACCUUCGAGACAAUUAUAUUGAUUCCAUCCCAGCAUCACUUUGCUCCAUGCAUAAUUGGAACCAAGCAGAUGUUGGGUUGGAUGGCUGCGAUGCCAUUCUAUGCCCACCGCAGACGUUUGCGGCGAUUACAGGUCGAUCAUCAAGGAGUGGUUCCAAAUGUGAGCCCUGUGAAGCUGCCCAAUACUAUGGCUCCACUAGCUGCAGAAGCACCACCGAGAUUGCCUCUGAUAGCAGUGCUACCUCAUCGAUGAUGGCUCCAUAUUCCACCUUUGGAGGUUUCCUUCUCUCGGCUAUGUCUGUCAUAGUCUGUUCUCUUUUCUUUUAAUUAAUGCACUCACUCAUGCUCAUGAUUGCAGCAUCAUUUAUGAUAUCGUAAAACCCAUUUACUUUAGAAAUUAUACAUCAUGCUUAUGCAAGACUCUCUCUACCUAAGCUGGUAGUCUUGGUGGCUUUGGAGAAAUAGCUUCCUCUUCAUCGGCUUGGCAGCCUAGCUAGCUACUAGGACUCCCAAUCCAAUCCACGCAAUACUAGACUAAUGCCUUGGUGCCGUUCGGGAAAAGGAGACUGUCAAUGGAUCCAUUCGAUUCGAUUCGAGCCACGGUUCAAUCCCGCACACUGACAGGG